This is a messenger RNA of Globicephala melas (long-finned pilot whale), 488 nucleotides long. RefSeq names its product ribosomal protein L37a (gene RPL37A). Lineage: Eukaryota; Metazoa; Chordata; Mammalia; Artiodactyla; Delphinidae. The record is from RefSeq and is a predicted model, not a curated record. Gene Ontology annotation, cellular component: ribosome. Gene Ontology annotation, biological process: translation. Gene Ontology annotation, molecular function: structural constituent of ribosome.
GGGAGGCACCCGGAAUGAGAAAAACCUCCGAACCAUAGAGUUCAGUUCCUAGCUGGGCCUCCCAGCCCUCCACUUCCGCUUGACCGCCUAAAACCGCGCCUGCGCAGUUGGCCACUUCCUCUGUGGGCUUGGACCUAGGUUGCUGCGUCAUGGCGAAACGCACCAAGAAGGUCGGAAUCGUGGGCAAAUACGGGACCCGUUAUGGUGCCUCCCUGAGGAAAAUGGUGAAGAAAAUUGAAAUCAGCCAGCACGCCAAGUACACUUGUUCCUUCUGUGGCAAGACCAAGAUGAAGAGACGAGCUGUGGGCAUUUGGCACUGUGGUUCCUGCAUGAAAACGGUAGCUGGUGGUGCGUGGACCUACAACACCACUUCUGCCGUCACAGUAAAGUCUGCCAUCAGAAGACUGAAGGAAUUGAAGGACCAGUAGAAGCGCCACCAUUUGAUACGUUGCUAGCCUAUAAUAAAUGGGUUAAUUUAUGUAACAAAA